CAUAGUAAUUCAAUGUGAUGAUAAACCGAGGUUGAAUACAGUACGCAAUAAAGAAGCGUCCUUUUGUGCCGCAAUUGGUGUCACAAAGACUGCAGGUUUCCCUACGCUUCCCACUCUGUUCUUCUAUAAGUGAAACCCGUGUCACGCAAUCACUUUCCACACAGUUGUGGGUUCAACAAAGAGAGUUGACUGUCACUCACACUUCAAGGGGCUACCCUCUUGGCUCAGGCGAGGUCCGGUGGGCAUAAAACUCCAUUUUGACCGAUUUACCACAUUCACGAUCGAGGACUGAUAACGCAGUCAAGGUGUAAAUGAAUCCUACAUGGCCAUGUUAGCGAGGAUGCGUUGCGGCCUUACUUGCUGGGAUAAUGCUGAUGAAACCAGCGCCUGACUGGGAUGUCUCGUGACGAGAAAUGGCCUGUCAAUGCUUGAUAUCUCAUCCUUCGAUUCAUGCCUUCUACAAGACCUUGUUAGGUUGUUGCGGGUACGGAUAAUGGUGAUCAAAGUGACGGAGUGAAGGAAUUCUGAUGUUAUUGUAGCAUUCGGGUACUCGGUUACCCUGGAGGUGGUCCUCACGACGAAGCAUGGUCAUUUAGGUGCAACGGAUAGCUACAUUUUCGUUUGUCUUGUGACUAAAUGUUACUCGUAUUGUUCCUAAUGGGCUGCGGCCACUCUAAACGAUGUGUUAUACCCCAUUGUAAUGCAAACAAUUGCAACCUACGUCUUAUCAUUUCUGACGGCACCGAGGAGACGGAACACCAUAAGUUAGAGUUUCUGCUAAUCACUGCGAGGCAUCAGGGGCUUCCAAACUGUCGGAAUGUCUACAAAAUUAUCUACCAGAUCUGGACUGACCUGGACUGACCUGGACUGGUUCACAGACUAUGCGUGCGCUAGGCAUGGCCGAACUGUUGGUUCUGGUCCUGGUAUUUGUCUCGGCGCGUAAAAAGAAAAGAAAGAAAAGAAAAA
This is a messenger RNA of Fusarium redolens, 966 nucleotides long. RefSeq lists its product as uncharacterized. NCBI's taxonomy places the organism in Eukaryota, Fungi, Ascomycota, Sordariomycetes, Hypocreales, Nectriaceae. The coding region runs from base 637 to 861 and encodes 74 amino acids. The transcript has a single exon. The record is from RefSeq and is a predicted model, not a curated record.